UGUCAAGAUAUCAUGUGACCAUGCAACGCUUCUGUCAAAACAAUGAAUGUAUGUGGCGGCGCGACAACAUAAAUGUUUACCGGUGUGAAUAGUUUAUCAUUUAAAAAUAUAUAUGUUUUAAUAGAAAAAUAAGACGUUUGGUGACAAUAUGGGGUGUAUGGGCCAGGAAAAGCAUAAUCUUUCUGAUUCACCGGAUGCGCCGGAUUUUUGUUUGAGAUGGUUUGGAUGUUUAUGAAGAAGUUAAUUUGAAGAUCCAUUCUCACACAAAAAUAAGGUGAAUAAGUCUCUACACUCACACAUCCUUAUCACUACUCUACAAGACUUCAUGCUGUCUAUCCGAGUUCUGUGAAUGCUACACUUGGUGUAUAUUUAACUGUUUGUGAUCAUGGCUCUUCAAAACGGUUACUCCGUUAAUACAACUUCAGAUGACCAAGACAGCGACACGGCACCACUUCUUAAAAAAGAAGUUGAAGAAAUCACAGUUUCUCCCAAAUGUUGCUCGGUACGAUGCAAUCUGGCUGUUUUGAUGUUCUUUGGCUUUGCUGUGGUCUAUGGCCUUCGUGUAAAUCUCAGUGUUGCUAUGGUUGCCAUGGUUAACUAUACCGGUAACGAGUCGAUUGGCAGCAAAAUUUCAAAUGAAUGUCCGGUACCCAAUAAUACAUUUGACAACAGCAGCCAGAGUUCAGAUCAGCCAGAUGGGUUUCCAAAAUAUGCAUGGAGUUCCACGACACAGGGAAUGCUGCUGAGUGCUUUCUUUUUUGGAUAUCUGUUUACUCAAAUCCCGGGAGGGUACCUGUCGGGACGCUUCGGAGGAAGCAUCUUUCUUGGAGGAGGUGUACUUGGAACCGCAGUCCUUACUCUUCUGACACCACUGUCAGCACAGCUCGGAGCAAACUGGCUGUUUGCCUUACGUUUCUUGGAAGGCUUUGGGGAGGGUGUGACUUUCCCUGCCAUGAUGGCUAUGUGGGCCCGUUGGGCUCCCCCAUUGGAAAGAUCUCGUCUGAUGACCUUCUCUGGUGCUGGAUCAAGCUUUGGUGCCUUUGUAUCUCUUCCUCUCACUGGCUUCAUCUGCCAUAAUCUGGGAUGGCCAGCAGUCUUCUACUUCUGUGGUGGUGCUGGUUGCCUUUGGGCAGUGUUUUGGUUUAUCCUGGUAUCAGAUGAACCCAGAUCUCACCCAAGAAUUAGUGACCAAGAGAAAAAUUACAUAGUUACCUCAAUAGGUCCACAGGGGACAGCACAUGGUUGGUCAGUGCCUCUACGAUCUAUGGUCUUCUCUGUUCCUCUUUGGGCCAUUAUCAUUUCACAGAUGUGUUCAAACUGGUCUUAUUACACUCUGCUCACCUCACUCCCAAUUUACAUGGACACUGUGCUCCACUUUAAUAUACAGCAGAAUUCGUUUCUCUCUGCUCUGCCCUAUCUGGGUGGCUGGGUGUUCUCAGUGAGUUCAGGUGUGCUGGCAGACUCCAUUCUGGAGAGGGAGGCCAUGAGUGUCACAGCUGUCCGAAAAAUCUUCACUUUUAUUGGUCUGUUUCUGCCUGCUAUUUUUCUGGUUGCUGUGGGCUUCUCAGGCUGUAGUGGCGCUCUGGCCGUGGCUUUUCUCACUGUGUCCAGUGCGCUCGGAGGUUUCAGUGCUGCUGGAGUCUUCAUUAACCAGAUUGAUAUUGCUCCACGGUAUGCAGGAAUACUUCUAGGAAUCACAAACACAUUUGGGACCGUCCCUGGUGUUGUUGCACCAAUUGUAGUGGGGUACUUGACCACAGAUAAACAGCACUUGGUUUUAGGGUGGAAUCAUGUGUUCUGGUUGUCUGGAGCAGUGAGUGCUUUUGGAGCCAUCUUCUUUGUGAUCUUUGGCACUGGAAAGAUUCAGAGCUGGGCCGGGACAGAUCAGGAGGCAGAGACAGAUAAACGCCGUUAAAUGCAAAACAUUCCCGAUUUUAUUAAAAAUUUAAGUCGCAUAUUAUACUCAAUACAUGUAAAACUAUACUGCACACACUUUUCAGGUCUUCUUAACUAUAUUUCACUCAGGGCUUUUAAAUGAGGAUUAAAGUGCUUUUAAGGGUGUUGUUCAUUACUGUGCCAAUAUUCUACUCAUUGUUCACAUUAAGAGUUAAACACAAAAAAUACAAUGGAAUUGACUCCAUAUUAAACAUUGUUUACAUGUUUAUGCAUUUGGCAUUUAAAAUGCUUCCAAACUUUUUGGGGUGGUUUCCCGGACGGGGAUUAGCUUAAGCCAGGACUAGACCUAAUUAGGAAAUAUAACUAGUUUUAACAAACAUGCCUUACUAAAACAUUAAUCAUAUGUUAGUGCAAGGUUUUUUUUUUGGACAGCUAAUUUAUUUUAGUCUAGGAAUAGUCUAAUCCUUGUCCGGGAAACUGCCCCAUAGUGCAUUAGAAGCUAUCCAUCAGUAUUUGUGUUUCUGAGUUUAACCCAUGACCUUUUGUGUUUGUAAUGCAAUGCUCUACCACUGAACUAUACAGGGAGCACUGUUUAAUCAAGGUUAAAAUCAUUUUCAUGCUUUUACAAAUUUGUCACAAAUGUAAAACCGAUUUUAAAUCAUAACCAUAAUUUACUACAUUGGGAAAUACUAUACUGAGCACUUUAAUGAAUACUUUUCUUUUAUUGCCUUUAAGUCCUAUGUAGUUUAUGCAUUUUAAAUAAUUAUAUUGCACUAAUUGGGUUGGUAAAUGAAGCUAUGGGUGCUUGCUAUCAUUUUAAAUAUAUUUCUUUUUUACUGGAAUCUUUUUUAAGGUAAAUGAUUUCUCUGGUGUAAAACAAUAAUAUAAACUUUUUCUUUUUUUUAAAGAAGGUUUACUUAAUUUAAAUAUUUGAAUGAUAACAUGGUAUUAAUAAACCAGUUUAUUUUUUUUUUUUUUGUAUUUUGCUUUGUAAUGAUGUAAGAUGCCUCUGUAAAAGUAUGAUUUGAAGAAUUGUAUUUCAGCAGAUCAUAUAAAAAUGUUGUUGUUGUUUUUUAAGGUACGAUAGCCAGCACUUUUUUAAUACAUUGUAAAUUUUUUACUAAAUAUAUUUCUAGUAAUAGUAAAAUUUGUAAUUGCCAUUAGGAAACUGUAAAAUGGAAUGACAAGAAAAUGAACGCCAUCUUGCUAAUAAAUGUUGAUUUAGCCUU
Molecule: messenger RNA, 3125 nt
Organism: Paramisgurnus dabryanus
Lineage: Eukaryota; Metazoa; Chordata; Actinopteri; Cypriniformes; Cobitidae
Product: sialin
Biological process (GO): transmembrane transport; monoatomic anion transport
Cellular component (GO): apical plasma membrane
Molecular function (GO): transmembrane transporter activity
Source: RefSeq, a predicted model, not a curated record